This is a messenger RNA of Hyaloscypha bicolor E, 748 nucleotides long. RefSeq lists its product as uncharacterized. The record is from RefSeq and is a predicted model, not a curated record. NCBI's taxonomy places the organism in Eukaryota, Fungi, Ascomycota, Leotiomycetes, Helotiales, Hyaloscyphaceae. Bases 133 to 615 code for a protein of 160 amino acids. The transcript has a single exon.
GCAGCCAAAAGUUAGCAGCCAGCAGCCAGCAGCCAGCCAGCCAGUCCACAAAGGCAGGCUUGGGUCCGGGUAUGCGGUCUGGGUCUGGGUCCGGGUCCGGGUCCGGGUCCGAGUUCGGCCGUGGGUGAACUGAUGGCCGAGCAGUGCAGCAAUUCGUGGAGAAGCAGCAGCAGCAGCAGCAGCAGCAGACGCAGCGAUCACAGCAAUCUGGCGGUCAGGUCUCCAGAGCAGAGGCAGGAGACAGACGCAGGAGACGCAGGUCACGAAUUUAUGUCGCCGCGCCCCUGCUUGCAGAUGAGGUCGAGAAGGGACCAGGGUCGCCACGGCUGGUGUCCCUCUCCAUGGAUGGAGGUUGCAGCAAUCCAUGCCCACCCCCAUGCUGCAUCCCCGCUCUUAUCGUGCGAUCCAUCGCCUUACUCGAUAAAAUGCCCGACCUGGGACUGGGCGCCGCGCCCCUGGCCAGCCUCGACUCGCUGUCUGGCUCGCCGGAGAGAAGUUUCAAAGCGACCUCUCUCGCUCGCCCGCCACGGCAGCCAACCACCAGGUCAACGGGAGGGUGGAGUCUUGCUUGGGCCACGGCCGCCCGGAGGCAGCGCAGCGCAGCGCAGCGCAUGAAUCGAUCAAUUAUUCUGGAAGCUGGAAGAAGUGAUGGUCACCAUAUUGAGCCUCGCACUUGCCGGCUGCCGCCAUUGGGCAGAAUAUGGGAUGGCGCCGCAUGCUCGAGCAGCUCAACGGGCGAGCUGCAUCG